Nilaparvata lugens (brown planthopper) is the source of this 5456-nucleotide messenger RNA. It is a transcript of the gene Pka-C1, whose product is annotated as cAMP-dependent protein kinase catalytic subunit 1. Gene Ontology annotation, molecular function: cAMP-dependent protein kinase activity; ATP binding. Bases 460 to 1518 code for a protein of 352 amino acids. Gene Ontology annotation, cellular component: nucleus; cAMP-dependent protein kinase complex. NCBI's taxonomy places the organism in Eukaryota, Metazoa, Arthropoda, Insecta, Hemiptera, Delphacidae. The record is from RefSeq and is a predicted model, not a curated record. The transcript is spliced from 2 exons. Gene Ontology annotation, biological process: peptidyl-serine phosphorylation.
UGGUUUGAAAGCUACAAGAGUGCAGCAUCUCCCUGCUUGCGAACACUCGUGGCCGUGCAGUGCUGCUGCCUGGCGACUGUAAUCGUAACUCAAAAUUGACCCGUCUGCAUCCAUUACCCAGUUCGGUCGUCGUCUUACAUCGAAAUCCGGGGUUUGGAAGCCAUAUUGUAGUUUGCAAAGUGUCUGCUUCGUCGAUAAGCCAUAGGAUAAAUGCUUUAUUAGGUGUUCUGUGAUAAUAAUAUUGUGCGUUUAUAGUUGCAAAGUGUGGUUUCGUCAUGACGGUGAUAUUCGCAAGGAUGUGUUGAGAGGUAGGUGAACAGUAAUUCAAAAUAUAGGGGUCGGCCUUCGCUGGGGUUCAGUGAUAAUACGUCAAAACAGAACCGCUGGUUCUGGUAGGUUGGUGCGAAGAAGGGUUGAAUAAAGCCAUUGGGAGCCCUGGAAGGCGUAAAAGUUAAAACCAUGGGCAAUGCCGCUACGGCUAACAAAAAGGGUGAUUCAGCAGAAAGUGUUAAGGAAUUCUUAGACCAAGCCAAAGAAGAAUUCGAGGAGAAAUGGAAGAAGAACCCUACCAACACAGCCUCUCUCGACGAUUUCGAUCGGAUAAAAACAUUAGGUACAGGCUCUUUCGGUCGAGUUAUGAUAGUACAACACAAACCAACCAAGGAGUACUACGCCAUGAAGAUAUUAGAUAAGCAGAAAGUCGUCAAAUUGAAGCAAGUAGAACACACAUUAAACGAAAAAAGAAUCCUACAAGCCAUCAGUUUUCCUUUCCUGGUGAGUCUCAGAUUUCAUUUUAAAGACAAUUCAAAUUUAUAUAUGGUUUUGGAGUAUGUACCAGGUGGCGAAAUGUUUUCACAUCUACGGAAAGUCGGUCGGUUUAGUGAGCCACAUUCAAGGUUCUAUGCCGCCCAGAUAGUUUUAGCGUUUGAGUAUUUGCACUACCUAGACCUCAUCUACCGUGAUUUGAAGCCUGAAAACCUGCUGAUCGACUCGCAGGGCUACCUGAAGGUGACAGAUUUUGGAUUCGCCAAACGAGUCAAAGGAAGAACCUGGACGUUAUGUGGGACACCCGAAUACCUAGCUCCAGAAAUAAUCCUGAGUAAAGGCUACAAUAAGGCUGUCGACUGGUGGGCACUUGGUGUCCUAGUGUAUGAAAUGGCAGCCGGCUACCCUCCGUUCUUCGCCGACCAGCCGAUCCAGAUCUACGAGAAGAUCGUGUCGGGCAAGGUGCGAUUCCCGUCACAUUUCGGCUCAGACCUCAAGGACCUGCUGAGGAACCUGCUACAAGUGGACCUGACCAAGCGAUACGGCAACCUCAAGAACGGCGUCAACGACAUCAAGGGCCACAAGUGGUUCGCGUCCACCGACUGGAUUGCUGUCUUCCAGAAGAAGAUCGAAGCGCCGUUCGUACCCCGCUGCAAGGGGCCCGGCGACACCAGCAACUUCGAUGACUAUGAGGAGGAAGCUCUACGAAUCUCGUCGACAGAGAAAUGUGCCAAGGAGUUUGCCGAGUUUUGAAUUAUAGUUUGUGAUGAUGAUGUACUGAUACUGACCUGUGAGCAGACAGCAGAGCAGGGAUCCACCAACCACGUGUCUGUUCACUUCACCUGUCGUCAAAUACGGUAAAUGAGUAUUUUGUAACGAGUGAAAUGAAUGAGUAGCCGUGUAUGCUGAACAAGUACAGCACUGUGAACUGUGACUGAGUGAGUGGUCUACCUCUGCUCCACCUGUACUGUACAACCACUACCACCAGUUGCGUUGCAGCAAGUACUCUUGUCUAGUUCGGCUCACUAACUUUAUCCAUUGGUGAUGUUAUCCAAUCCACUUAUCAUAUGAAAUUUGACUUGAUGAGUAAAUUUGUCCUAACUUUGAGAGCAAAAAUAGAUCAAGUAACCAUCACAUGCUUUAAAAACUCCCCAGUCUUAGAUGAAAUCGAGUGAUUUUCAAACAAGAACUCUUAGUUAUUUUAUUAUUAAAGGCAUGCACAUGAUUUAUAUUUUUCUAUAUAUUUGAUGAAAUUCAAAAUAUUAUUUUAUUGGAACCUGUAGUUACUACACUAAACUCUUACCAUGCUUCCAGGACUGACACCCAGUUGAAGAUAAUUUAAAUAUUAAAAACGAAAUAACAAAGUAGUUUAUAGCAUUUGAAUAAUCGGAUCUUUCGUUAUUUUAUGUGUGAUAAGAUAACUGCAUAGGAGUUUAUUUAAUAAUGCUUGAUAGAUGAGUUGAUUUGUGAAGAACUCUGGUGUCAUCGUACUAUUAUAUUUUUUGAGUGUAGGUCAGAAUCUAGCAUCCAGAAUUAUACCUGGUAUUUGGAAGUUUAUAAUUAGUGUUAGAGUUUUUAUUCCUAUAAUUAUUAAAAUUUCUCGUACUGUACCUCCAACUAUUCAUAGACUAAUUUCCGUUUAGUAUUGAUUUGAUGUUUUGAUGGAAGCUAUUAGUGAGAUAAUAAUGUGUUGCCUGUUAACCAAAAACAUUAGAGAGGAGUUUUUUAAUCAGUCUUGACUUAGCAGUCUUUAUUUGUUAGAUUCGGUGUUCAGAGUUUUUUGAAUCUCAUUACGUACUUGCAGUAGCUCAAAACUUGGGUCACUAUAACUACAGUAAAAUACUACCUUUUCCAGUCUUUACAAUAUUAUUUUCAUAUUACGUAUCUCAGUAGGCCUACUUUGGUCUGUGGUCAAUAAUAAAAAAUACUGUUGAACUUAUAUUGUACUAAAAUCAUGCACCGUUGGAUUUUAAUUCAAUGAAAAGGGUUAUUAUUAAAAGUGGAUUGUUGUCAAUUGACAAUUGUAUUCAAUAAAUUCAAUAACACGAUCCGUCAUAAAUAUUUGUUUAAUAACGUGUACAAUCAACUAUUUGAUGGUAUGGAUGAUAAUAAAUUAGCUAUUAUUUGAUGUCUGGAGUUUCAACACUCUUUGAAAUUUGACGAAACUUUCUGGUACUUCACUAUUUCUACUGGUUUCAACUCCAACUUCAAAUCUGAAUUACUGUAUAAAAUGGAUAUCGAUUUUUAUGUGCCCGGAAUUAUCAUAGAGUGAAGAUGUUUUACAUUAUUUUCACUUCGAAAAUAUUGUUUUCUACUAUUAGUUAUUUUUGCCUUACUAGUCAAUAUGCUUUUGCAUUGUACAAUUGCAAUGCAAUGCUGUGCAUUUCAACCAUCAGGUUUUAAUCUGCUAAAUCAGAAAUACGUUCUCUAACUAUAUUAAAUUCUGUGGAAAAGAUGAUGCAGAAAAGUAAUUUGAAAAAUAACUUUUCAACCCUCGAAUUGGAAUAUUUAUUAAUGUUCGCAAUAUAAUUAAAUGAAUAUUGAAAUCUUCAUUGAAAUGAAUAUCAAAAGAGUUUAAACACAUUACACAACAAAAAUGAUUUGGUUUAUUAUGCCGAAUUUAUUAAUUCUCAUUGCCUUUUUCAGUUUUACAGUAAAUUGCGAAUUGUCAUUAUAGGCUUCAUUGCAUAUCACUAAGCUGAAAUAACUGGAAAUCGAAAAUUUCCUUUUUAGCUUUGUGAAAAUUCUACUAGGAUCCGUCCUUGAAAAGAGUUUUAUGUUCUAUUGGUCAGACAGGGUUUUAAAAUCAUUUAAAAAUUAACUGGCUACUUUUCAGGUUUUGGAUGAGAAUAGACUGAUUAUCAUUAUAACACUAUAACUAUAUAUAUUUAUUCUAAUAUACUUUUUAAAUGCUUAGCAAAGUAUUUUGUUCAUAUUUCUUCUGCAUCAUCUAUUUCUGCACUGAUUGGUAUAAUUCAUAUGCCAUCUCUGUCUCAUUAAACUCAAAACUAAAAACAAUGAAACUAGGAAUUCUCUAGUUUGACACAGUGUAGAUGUGAACCAGUAUAUGUACCAGUACCUAAUGCUGUUGUAAAUAUUAGUUUAAUUUUAUUAAUAAUUACUUAUAGUCUAAGUUGUUAAAAUAAUGUGUAUUAUAUGUUUUCAAUUAUUAUUUUACUAUACAUUGUGUAUAAUUUGUUGCGUAAAUUACGAUUAGGUUGUUUUAAUUAUUGAAGGAAUAUUGUUGUUGAGUUUUAUUAUAUGAUUUCACAAGUUUAUGAUGAUGUUGAACAUUAAAGAUGCUGUUUUAUAAGCUCGAAUUGACAGUUUUUUCAGUAAUAGUUAUGCAAGUCAGCAAUGCAAUUUAUUUAAAUAUUUAAUUUAUUAAAUUAUAUCCUAAAAUAUCUUCCAUUAGAGUUUAAUCGAGGAUUUUACUUUGUAAGAGCAUGUAUCCUUUUAGUAGUCUACAUGAAUCAUUUCCGAUAUGGUAUUAUUGAUUGAAAAGCCAAUAUAAGAUUGAGAACUCUACUGUAAUUAAAAAGUAUAUUUUCUAAAACUGCAUGUAGUCACUAGCAUAAAAAUUACUGAUUAACUAAUAUGAGAGGUCUGUAAAUAAUAUUAUUGAAAAACUGGUUAUUGUCGUGAGAUUAAUAUGUUUAUUUUGUCUUUUAUCCAUUCUCAUGCUCAAUUUAUUUUAUUAAUAAACUUACUACUGAUUUGUUCCAAAGUGUGUCUUGUUUUCAGAUAUAAGUAAGGUGAUCUGUUACAAUACCAAAAUCGGAUAAUAAUUAUAAUCCUGAGUAAAUACACUUGUCCACUUGUACUAGUUUACAAAGAGAGUCAAUUAUGGCUCAAAAUCACUGAAGUACCGUAUCGCAGAAACUCUGUCUUGUUACAGAAUUUACAAUUUGUUUAGGGAUAAAUUUCUGCCAUCGGUAAACAAUAAUUUUGAAGUUAUUUGUAACUCUUGAAAAGUAUUCAGAUGUCCCACUGUAAAGAUUAAUUUUUGUUUUUAUGCAAGUAUGAUAGAGGAUUCAUUUUGAGAAUUCUCUGAUAUAAUUGGUGAUACAUUUGGUGUAUCAUACAUACUCUGAUACAUUUUUGGUGAAAAUAAUUAUUAAGAAAGAAAAUUAUAUGAUUCCAUCAUUUCCAAAUACUGUAAUUAUUUUUCAUGAAGGAACUAAGCUAUAUAUUCUAAUAAAAAGUGAUUCAAAAUCAGUUUUGCUCUCAAUGGGAGUUAUCAAUUACUUUUAUCAUCUCAAUCCUAUAGUAUGAAUUUGUUAUACUGUAAUACCUUGAACAAUAAAACAACAAUGCCUGUCAAUUUACUUGAUCAGUACAGUAGUAUUUGCUUUUCAUAUGUUAAUUUGUUGAGAAAUCGUCUUAAAAAUGACAAUAGAAGAAAUGAAAUUGACUGUAAAAUGGAAUUGUUCAAUGUUUGUAAAAUGAAAGGAUAUUUCUCGAAAAAUGUCGAGUUUCUGUACGGCUUCAAUCAGAAUGGAAUUUACCACUAUUAUACAUGUACUGUGCCAUAGAACGUUUAUUGUAUCUUAUUUAUCAUGGAAACCACUGUCGAAAAGUUGAGAUUUACAAACUGCCUCCUUAGGAAAAUGUUUUUCAGUAUUUUCAAAUUCAAUAAUAGAUAAAUAUUAUUAUUGAAAAAUACAAUUUGUUUUGACCGUUCGUUUCUA